Messenger RNA from Knipowitschia caucasica, 207 nucleotides. NCBI's taxonomy places the organism in Eukaryota, Metazoa, Chordata, Actinopteri, Gobiiformes, Gobiidae. The record is from the annotation of a GenBank genome assembly.
AUGAAGAGAGUGGGGACGGUGGGGGAGGGAGGCGGAGGGGGCUUCAUUUACUCGAGGCACCUGAGGGAGACCCAGCCCGUACCCACUGCCCACCCACUGCCCGCCCACAGCCCUCCCCACCACUACUGGAGGCCUGUGACAGCGCGCUCUGCAGAGAACACAUGUGCACUGACAGACGACUGCAGACACGUGGCCUACAGACUCUGA